Messenger RNA from Nerophis lumbriciformis (worm pipefish), 2808 nucleotides. The record is from RefSeq and is a predicted model, not a curated record. Lineage: Eukaryota; Metazoa; Chordata; Actinopteri; Syngnathiformes; Syngnathidae.
AUGAGUGGAGAGCAUACAGACAUCCUGUCAACCGCAGACGUUGUCAGAGAUAGAUGGAGAGUGGUGAGAAAGAUAGGCGGCGGUGGCUUUGGGGAGGUGUACGAAGUCUUGGACCUGCUGAGCCAGGCCACCGUCGCCAUGAAGGUGGAGUCUGCCACUCACCCCAAACCGGUGCAGAGGACAGAGGCGGCCGUGUUGAGGAAGCUGCAGGGCAAAAAUAAUGUGUGUCGCUUUGUCAGUGCUGGCCGAAAUGAACGCUUCAACUAUGUGGUUAUGGAACUCCAGGGGAGGAACCUGGCAGAUCUGCGCAGAAGUAGGGCCCGUGGUAUAUUCUCAGUCUCAACAACUCUAAGGCUCGGGAAGCAGAUUUUGCACUGUAUCGAAAACAUCCACUCUGUGGGUUUCCUGCACCGGGACAUUAAACCAGCCAACUUUGCAAUGGGAAGACUAGCAAGUACCUGCAGAUGCUGCUACAUGCUUGACUUUGGUCUGGCACGACAGUACAUGACUUCCAACCAUGAAAUCCGUCCCCCUCGGUCUGUGGCUGGCUUCAGAGGAACUGUACGAUAUGCUUCAAUCAAUACUCAUAAAAAUAAGGAAAUCGGCCGUCAUGACGAUCUAUGGUCCCUCUUCUAUGUGUUGGUUGAAUUCAUGUCGGGUCAGCUCCCAUGGAGAAAAUUUAAAGACAAGGAGCAAGUAGGCAAUCUAAAAGAAGCAUAUGACCACCGCCUUAUGCUUAAUCACUUACCAUCUGAGUUUAGCGCAUUCCUGGAUCACAUUCUCAGCCUGGACUACUACACCAAGCCAGACUAUGAGAUGCUGAUGUCACUGUUUGACAGCGCUAUGAAAAGCCACAAUGUGCUGCACAAUGAUCCCUACGACUGGGAGAAAUCUGACUCGGAGGACGUGCUGACCGCAGCUGCGGCACCGCCGACCGGCCAGGAGCUUACCCGCCUCACGCCAGCACACAUGGGCAUGGCUAAUGCUUCAGUGCUACCAGUGGAAUUGCAGAGGGAGAACACAGAGGAUGUCCUCAUGCUCGGGGAGCGCUUCAGCGACGCCGACAACUGCCCCCCUACUCCUGCUGUGUCCGUGCCCACGAGAGGCAUAUGGGAUGAAAUGGAACGCAUUCAAAACCAGAAGCAUGUUGAACCAGUGAUCAGGAAGGUGGCAACUGAGGAAGAGCACAGUCCAAACCAGGCCAACCAAAGCCCUGCUGGCUCGGUACAGAGUUCUCCAAGGCGAGUACGAUCUGAGACCGUAUUCAUGGAACGGGGUGUGCCGCUGCUGCGGAAGAUGCGUCAGAGUCAGAGCUUGGCGUUUGAAAGGAGACUUGCUCCUGAACCCAAGCCUACUCUUGAGCGCUUCCUUGAAUCAUGUCGCGGAAAAACGCCUCCUGUUCUAUCUCACAUUGGAGAGAAAGCCCCGUCAGAUGAACAAUCUGGCACAGGUACCGGUGAUCCAGAGGAAGGUGCAGUCAGCAGUGGUUUUGUCGCCGUCAACAUCAGUCCUGUGGUCCAAGAGGGAGACUCCCAGGAGUGGGUGGUGCUUGAGGUGGAGCAAGGCAGCAAUUCCGUACCCAUUAAGUCUUCUUCAACUGAAGCACAGCGUGAUGACAAAGCGGCGACCCCAAACACCGCCGACAGCGAGAACCAUCCACUGCAGGAGGGCCCAACUGUAGCAGUCAGUCCUGUUCUGUCACAUUGUUCUGUCGGGUCAUGGCUACUUGGCCACAGGAGGCUGCCAGGGAUGCUGGGGCAAAUGCCCUCGGUCACCAUGGGACGACCACAUAUGGAUCAGUCUUCUAGCGGCACACCGCAAUCUCCUGCGCUCGAGAAAAGUGAAACCACACCUCUUGAGGCCCCGUCCAGCAAAUCCGAAGAAAUCCCUGGACAGCUCCCAAAGGAUGGAGGGAAGACUGAUUUGGUCCCUUCAUCGUGCCCGCUCAAAGGUUCAACAACUCUUGCAGCAAAAGACCCAGAGACUGAUUCUGGUUUGCCGGACUGCUCAUCAGAUCUGAACCAGCAGCCUCAAGCGAUUGUUUCGUUCUUCGCUUCUUUAAAGCCCAAAGACUCUCCCUGCUCUCCAAAACUAAGCCGGAUCCCAAGACGGGAUCCCGGCACUCCCCCGGACUCUCCGGGAAGGAACGUCCACCGGGAUAGGCGAAACCGCUGGAGCAGCCCUGUCCACGGCUCGCCCACCCAUUCCCCUUCUCCGUCGCUUUCUUGUGAAAACCUACAGGUCACUCUCCCUCGAGAACGCCUGUCCUCAGAAAAAGGCUCCAGGUCGGACUGUGGAGGGGAAGACCCUCUUUCUCUGUCCUCUUCAUCUGGCAGUAGAAGUAAAAUCCCACGACCCAUGAGCGCCACCUUUGUUCCCGAGCAGCUCGGCGGCAGACUCGUGCCUCAUCCACCUCCUGGGAAACCAUCGGCAGGCCCAUGUGCUGACCACAGGCGGCGGCGGUUGCGAGUACGUGCCAGCAGCACAAGCGAUGCGGACUCCUUGUCCAAUCUAACCCAGCAAGACCAUGGCGGGCUGCUCGUCAACCCGCCACCACCCCGGCCUUGCAACUCCUCCGUUCUGCAACGCUCACUGAGUUGCUCGCCAUCCCGUCAGGAGCCCCGCGACGGUAGGCCACCACCUCUGGGACGUAGCCGCUCUCCGUCUAGCUUCUCUGGGUCUUCUUCAACGCCUCCUCGUCACGGCCCCCUGCAAGCCAGGUCGUCCGGGCAGACUUCAUGGGCCCCAGACUCCAUAGGAAGAGGUUUAAUCAAGGAGGGUAAAGGCUCAAGGAAAUUAAAACGAUGA